Molecule: messenger RNA, 1599 nt
Organism: Caenorhabditis remanei
Lineage: Eukaryota; Metazoa; Nematoda; Chromadorea; Rhabditida; Rhabditidae
Exons: 8
Coding region: 1-1599 (532 amino acids)
Molecular function (GO): UDP-glycosyltransferase activity
Source: RefSeq, a predicted model, not a curated record
AUGCGGAUGCUGGUGCUCUCUGCUCUCCUAUUACUAUUGUCUCUCAAUGGAGUGAAUUCCUACAAAAUCUUGGUUUACAACAACUUAUUCGGACACAGUCACAUUAAGUUUGUAGCUGCCGUUGCUGACACUUUGACCGACGCAGGACACGAUGUGACAGUACUUAUGCCAGUGAUUGAUGAAUCCCAGAGAAACAAAACUGCUCUUAAGUCAACCACCAGACAGAUCUUCAUUGAUGCUGAUGAAGAAGUGGCCGAAAUGGUUGGAAAAACUGACGAAUUUCUCUCUAGUCUCUGGACAUCAGAAACCUCGAAUCCAAUCAAGAUGUGGUGGAAGUCGGGACAUUUGAUAAAUCUCUUCGGAAAACAGUGCAAUAAGGUCAUGAAAUCGAAGGAAAUAUUAGAUCAAUUGAGAGAUGAACAGUUCGAUAUUGCAAUCACAGAACCUUUCGAUAGUUGUGGUUACGGAAUCAUCGAGUAUCUUCAGAUUCCUGCCCAUGUUUCUGUUCUUUCCUGUGCACGAAUGGAUCAUGUCAGUGAUGCGAUUGGUCAACUCAUUGCACCAAGUUAUGUUCCAAGUACUCAAAGUGUCUAUGGCGAUAGAAUGACGAUGUACGAGAGGAUGAUGAACUUCCUGCAAUAUUUGUAUGGAAGAGAUAUGUUUUCUGCGAUUGGAGACUUUGAGGCGGAAAAUGCAAAGGCUAUUCUUGGAAUCAAAAGAACCUGGAGAGAAAUCCUACCAGAAUCAGCAUUCCUUCUGACUAACAACAUUCAAAUCCUGGAAUUUCCUGCUCCAUCUCUCGACAAAAUUGUUUCUAUUGGAGGACUUACAGUGAACACCAACAAAGAAGCUUUGAAACUUGAGCACUACUUCGAUACGAUGGUUUCUAUGAGACAGAAAAAUGUUAUCAUUUCCUUCGGGUCGGUGAUCAAAUCAAAGGAUAUGCCGGAUGAAUACAAAAAAACUCUUGUCCAGUUGUUCGAGCUGAUGCCAGAAGUCACUUUCAUUUGGAAAUACGAGGACUUGGCUGACAAGAAGCACACAUGUGGAGUUUUGAAUAUCAAUCGUGUUGAAUGGAUUCCUCAAAACGAGCUGCUCGCUGACUCUCGUGUCGAUGCGUUUAUCACUCAUGGAGGACUAGCAAGUGUCACCGAAUUAGCGAUGAUGGGGAAACCAGCACUUGUGAUUCCAAUCUUUGCUGAUCAAACCAGAAACGCUGAAAUGCUCAAACGACAUGGCGGAGUAGAAGUGCUUCACAAAACCGACCUCGCAAACGCCAAAAAACUCGAAAAAGCAUUAAGAAAACUUAUUUAUGACCCAAGCUACAAGAAAAAUGCUCAACACCUAGCUGAGAGACUUCAAAACAGACCGACUAACGCAAAGGAGGUACUUGUUCGUCAUGUCGAGUUCGCAGCAAAGUUCAAGAAGCUGCCGUUGAUGGACCCAUACGGAAGACACAUGACCUUCAUCGAGUACUACCUUCUUGACAUCAUGGCGAUCACUGCAGCAGUGGUCACCGUUGUGGUCUAUGUCGUCUUCACUGCUUUCCGUUUUGUAAUCAGAAAAUGUUGUGGUCCAAAGAAAGUCAAGUUUGAAUAA